Messenger RNA from Chiloscyllium plagiosum (whitespotted bambooshark), 3798 nucleotides. The record is from RefSeq and is a predicted model, not a curated record. NCBI's taxonomy places the organism in Eukaryota, Metazoa, Chordata, Chondrichthyes, Orectolobiformes, Hemiscylliidae.
GACAUUUACUGCUUGGUGUGAAGUAUGAUUUCAAUAAGUCAACUUGCAGUGUGAUUUUUUUUUGUAAAACAUGUUAGCACAUACCCCAUGAAUUAGCCAAGACGUCAACAUAUUUUCUGAUCAACCUGGAAAGAGACUUUCUUAUACACCUGGAGCAAAUUGGACAUGAACCCCGACCUCCUGGUCCAGGGAUUUAUUUUUUUAAAAGUCGCCAUGGUUCUACUGGCAUGAAAGUACACCUCAAGCGAAGGGAACGAUUGGGAAGUAGAAAUGAUUCCAGUCACAGAGCUAUCGUAUUUUGGAGAACAAGACCCAGCAUUCAAAAUCCUGAAACCCUGGUGGGAUGUGUUUGCAGAAUAUCUGACCCUUCUCAUGGUUUUGGUCUCAAUGUUUGGAGGAGCACUGCAGGUAUCAAGUGAGCAGAUUCUGUGUAUCCCAGUUCCAGAGGGUCUCUCCAUUCAAGAGCGCCAAUGGAACCACUCUAUUUUGGAGGAGCUCAAUUUUAGUGUGUUUGCUACUGGAUUCCAGACUGGCCUAGAUGUCCAGCAAUAUUACCUUAUUAAUCAGUGGUGCUAUGAUAAUGCAGUUAUUUGGUUUUCCAAAUAUUUCCCUUAUCUGGUACUUCUGCAUUCUCUGAUAUUUUUAAUCAGUAGCAAUUUUUGGUUCAAAUUUCCUGGCACAAGUUCGAAGAUUGAACAUUUUAUAACUGUGCUUGGGAAAUGCCUAGACUCUCCAUGGACCACCAAAGCGCUAUCAGAAACAGUAUAUGAGGAGUCUACCCCCAGAAUACCUGUAGUUUCAGAAUCAAAUAUAGAUCAAUCGUUAUCUUCUAUUAGUAGUCCAUUGAAAGUUGAUUCUUCUGAGUCAUUGUCCCAAGAGAUGGCUUUCAGCAAUGACAUCCAUGAAGCAGAUAAAGUUUCUCUUUUAUCUAAAGGUUCCUCACAAGCUUUGAAAGCUGCUGGUGGUAUAAUGGUGGCCAACUCCUCAGUGAAAAUUUUGGAUAAAAAAGAAGGUGAACAAGCAAAAUCAUUGUUUGAAAAGGUGAAGAAGUUCCGCCUCCACACAGAAGAGGGAGACAUUCUCUAUACAAUGUACUUGAAUCAGACCAUUGUCAGAGCUGUACAAAGUGUUGUUAUCCUUGUCUACAUCAGCAUUUUCAUCCCUCAAAUGUGUAACAACAUUCACUGCGUUGAUGCACUGCACAUCACAGGAUUCACUGACUUCUUCUGCAUUCAUGGUUUAUGGAGGAUGUUUCGAAUGUUAUCCUUAGUAUAUAUAACUGCAAUUGUCUUAUACAGUUGCACAUGUCUAUACACACUGCACUGGAUACUCUAUUACAAAUUAAAAGAGUAUUCAUUUGAAAACGUGAGGGUUGAGACUGGGAUGGAUGAUAUUCCUGAUGUAAGAAACGAUUUUGCAUUCUUGCUUCAUCUUAUCGAUCAGUACGACAAACUUUAUGCCAGGAAGUUUGCUGUGUUCCUGUCAGAUGUGAGUGAGAACAAACUUCUUCAGCUCAAUUUGAAUCAUGAGUGGAGUCAAGAGCGACUAAAGCAGCGUCUCAUCACAAACAUUGAGAACAAAGUUGAGAUGCACCUCUUCAUGAUGCCUGGAAUUCCAAUCCAGGUUUAUGACCUGACCGAGAUUGAGGUGUUAAAGCUGGAACUCAUCAAAGGUGUUACCAUUUCUGCUGCCAUUUCCAACCUCAAAAUGAUGAAAGAAAUGUGGUUAUACAAUUGUUCAGUUAAGGUGGAAAGGCAGGCACUUUUAUUCUUGAAGGAGAAUUUGAUAACUUUACGUGUACGGUUUGGUAUUGCUGAUGAAAUACCUCCAUGGAUAUUCACCUUGAAAAGCUUGCGUGAGCUCUAUAUUGAAGGGCAACUGCAAACAGACAGUAAAAUCUCCACAGCUCUGCAAAUGUUUCGUGAGCUCCCUAAGGUAGACACUUUGCAUCUGAAAACUAAUAUAACUAAGCUGCCAACUGCAAUUUUAGACAUGGCACCUCACCUUCUAUGCUUGAUAAUUCACAACGAAGGUGUAAAAAUAACAUCUCUUGCAACCAUUAAGAAGCUUUUCUGCCUGACUCUCUUGAGGCUGCUCCACUGUAAUUUGGAAAGAAUUCCUAGUGCCAUCUUCAGCUUGACCAACUUACAGGAACUGGAUCUCAAAGACAACAACCUAAGUUCGACAGAGGAGCUUGCCAGUUGCCAAAACCUUCGCAAGCUCAUCUGUCUCAGGUUGUGGCAUAACAACAUCUCUUCAAUUCCUGUUCACAUUGCCAAAAUUGCUAACCUUGAAAUGCUUUAUCUGAAUAAGAACAAGAUUGAAUUCCUGCCUCCAAGUUUGUUUAAACUUACAAAGCUACUCUUCCUGGAUGUCUCACACAAUCACAUCUCCAAGAUCCCUCCUGAUAUAGACCAGCUUGUAGAACUGCAGCAUUUUGCUAUAGAAUGCAAUAAGGUGACCGAAUUACCAGAAAACCUUUUCUCUUGCACCAAGCUUCGGGUGCUCAACAUCUCACAUAAUAAUUUAACUCACCUCUCUCCUUCAAUUGGACGUCUUCGGCAACUGCAGUUUCUGGACAUUAAAGUCAACAAACUGGAUAAACUUCCAGUUGAAUUGGGACAAUGUGUUUUCCUCCACAAAAACCAACUGAUUGUAGAAGAUGAUAUUUUUAAAACCCUACCUCUGGAAGUCAGGGAGCAGAUUACAAAUAUCACAUCAAGCUAAACGUGAACGUUGAAGGCUUAAUAUUAAUCGUAUCAAAUCUACACAUAGUUAAAAGUUGGUUUUAUGGGAUGUUUCACUUAAUGGGAUGAUGAUGUUUUCAACAGAUAUAGUACCACAUUACCCUAAUGCAGUUCCACUUCACAGUCAUAACAGGAAGAUCGUUUCAGCUAAUUUUGGUAUUAGCAAUAAAUCAGACAUUUGAGUUGAAGUCUUAAACCAGGACAAUAUAGUGGUCCAAAACAUUGAUACUAUAAAGCAUAGGUCAUCAUGGGACUUUGACAACCAUGCUUAUAUGAGAAGAUAUGGUAUGGGAACAUACCAUUUGUUAACAAAAAAGCAGAGAGGGAAAAUCAAAACCACCCCCAUUCCAACUUCAAAGAAACCAACUCUGCAACUCCAUAUUGUUUUCCAAACAGGAACAGCUACUUGCUAUGAAAAUUGAAAACAUUCUUUUACAAGUCUAUUUGUUUAUCUUCCAAUAGUGACCAGGUCAAUAGAAAGUUGUCCAUAUUAAAUUCCAACUGAAGGAAUAGCCAGAAGGUAUAAGUUGUUAAUGCUCUGAUAUAUUGUACCACAGAUGUGAUAGGAUGCCCAUUACAAUAAUAGCCAUAGUUUUCUAAUGUAAUCUAGGCAUUGCUGAUCUAGGUUUCUUCCUAAGAGAGAGAGAAAUUUGGGUAAGCAGCCACAGCCUGAACCCUCUUGCACCUUUUCCCAAAAAAGGCACACAAGAUUAUUAUCAAAGAUCUGAGAGGAUUUGAAGAUGAAGACUCAUUGCUUAAAGGUGAAGCGAAUGAAAGUGGUGAGAUAUGUGACUCCCUGUACUAAACAACCAAAAAUACACUGGUUCCUUUCUUACAGCAGUUAGCUGUUUAUACUCAGAAAUUUGGAUUAUGUUUCAUUUCAAAUAAAAUAUAUGACCCAUGGCAUCAUGGAUAGUGCAUGAUUAGUUAGCACAGUAAUCUUUGUCAUGCACAAUGCAUGAUGAUUAUAAUCAGCCAUAUCACAGACAGCAAAAGAUGUGAUGUCCUUCACUUUUAACUUACUUCUGCCUUCUUGGAUUCAUAUGAUAAA